AUGGAAAACGUCAAAAUCCCAACUGAAAAUAUCCCUCAAGGGCUCAAACAAUGUGAACAGAUACUCAAACGAGCAAAUGAGUUGAAAAAGGUAGAACCUGUCGUCGCAUAUUGGUGCUGUUUCUCCGCUGCUCAGAAGGCUCUCAAUGUCAAGCAGAGGACAAAAGAGGAUACUUUGUUUCUCAUGAGCGUGAUUGACGCGCUGGAAGAGAUGAAAGCUAUUCUCGGUCACAACGAAGCUAUCACUUCUGAGGCUGCUGGUGCUGCUCUUGUGGAAGCUUUCGCUCUGAAGGUAUUCAUGUCUGCUGAUAAUGACGACCGGGCUGGUAUCACUGGGAAGGCAACUAUCAGGAAGUUUGUUGUGGCUAGUCAAUUCAUUGAAGUGUUGUCGUGUUUCGAAGCAGGAAUGACUGAUGAGCUGGAACAGAAACUCCAAUACGCAAGGUGGAAAGCUGCCGAUGGAGCUAAAGCUCUUCGAGAGGGAAGAGAACCCGCCUCUGGUCCUCCUAUACCCGAAGAAGAAUCCGAUAUCUCACCCUUCCCUACACUUCCGACUGAAGCACCUUCAGAUCAACUUCGACCCCAACAAUCCCCUCAGGAACAAGCUCGAGGUUCAUUCUCUUCGCAAACUCGUCCAAACGUGCCAAGCAAUCACAGCAAUUCGUCAACACCAAUCGUGUCGCCAAGACCAUCUCCUUCGUCAGGUAAUAAACCUUCGCUUCCUGGUAUUCAAACAUCUCAAGAUGAUUUGCGUACACCGUCAAGGUCUCAAUCAAUGAAUUCAGGAGCCUGGUCAACAGUGGCUACUCCAGGCUUACCGGAUGAUGACACCGAACCUCAUUUCCCUACCAACAGACCUGAAGUAAUCUUACCGUCUGCACCACCUAUGACCCCUCCCGAAAGAGGCUCUCCAGGUGAAAAGAAGAAUGUCAGGUUCAUGGGUCCAGAUGGAGCGCCACUUAGUCCCGCUUCAACUCAUCUCACAGUAUCCUCAUAUGAUGCGCCCCCACCACCACCCCCAACGGAUUUCGCAAGUCCUCCUGGAAGUCCCAAGAUGUCACCGAAUGUCAUACUUCAUCCUCCGCCACAAAGUAGACCAAGAGGAGACAGUUCAGCUUCUUCUUCUCGUUCAGCGGGAACUGUCAAUCCCCCUCAUCCAACAAUCAAUGGUAAAUCAGGGACAUCAUCCGCUUCCAUCACAAGAAAUCAACCUGCAACAACAAGACCAGCUGUGAAUUCGUCAAUCACGGUUCCCCCUCCACCACCACCGUCUCUCGCUUCUUAUCCUCAACAGCCGCCCAGUCAACCUCAACCUCAUGGCUUGGGUCUUACUUCUCCUCAACCGGGACCUACGAGGACCAACCUUUCCAGGAGAGAAGUGGAAACAGUCCAGAAACACGCUAAAUGGGCUGUAUCAGCGUUGGAAUUUGACGAUUUCGAAACAGCCAGAGCGGAACUGAGAAAGGCUUUGAACAUGCUGGGUGGAUAA
Molecule: messenger RNA, 1488 nt
Organism: Kwoniella shivajii
Lineage: Eukaryota; Fungi; Basidiomycota; Tremellomycetes; Tremellales; Cryptococcaceae
Exons: 6
Coding region: 1-1488 (495 amino acids)
Biological process (GO): late endosome to vacuole transport via multivesicular body sorting pathway
Cellular component (GO): multivesicular body
Source: RefSeq, a predicted model, not a curated record